AUGAUGCACGCGCUGUCACGCACCGGCCUGUGGCCAGCAGAACCGAAGGAUGGCCAGCGCCUCGCAAGGCCUACGCCAAAGCCUUCCCUUCCUGUGCCAUCUCCCAAGCUGCGCAACAGUUCCGCAAAGCCAUUGCGAUUUGACAAGGCGCGAUUUUACCUGCAGCUUGCUGCCGGACUGACAUCGGACCUGGAGAUGGAGAUGGGGCUGAAGACCACCAACCAGGUGCAGCUGGGUUGUUCGCUCUUCCGGGCAGCGGCGGCGGGCGAUGCUGCACAGGUUCGGCGGCUGCUCGAUGAGGGCGCAGAUCCAUUGCAACGUCACGCAGCCGGCCAAUUACCCCUGCACGUUGCCAGAAACCCUGCUGUUGUCUCUGAGCUCAUGGCAGCCUGCCCGGCAGCAUCUGCUGUGAGGACUUUCACAGGUCAGACGCCCGGUGAGCGCUACAUUGCCCUCUUAGAUUCGGAGCACAGACAUCAGGUGCAGGACCUGCUGCUCGCCUUGGCGUCUCCAGCAGCCCUGGGAAGCUACCUGCUGCUCCGAGCGGGCAGAAGCUUGCUGGGCUUGAUGGAGCCCUGGUUGGCGCGGGCCGUGCUAGAGCGCGCUUGCGGCCCAGUAUCUUUCCUCCCAACAGGUGAGGAGGCAUCCCAAGUGCUGAGUAAGGAGCCGCUGUCCUUGUGGGAGCUACAGAAGCUCUGGCAGCGCCUCCCUCGAGGCUUUGAGGCACCAGUGCUCCGACACCUGCUCCUCGAGGCCAGCCAGCUCUCUGCAUCUGCAGCGGCCACGCAGCUACAGCAUGCCUUGGAGCGCGUCUUGCGAGGCCUCUGCUCCCAGGAGAUUCUGAAGCGCGCAGAGCUGGCCGAGCUAUCACAUGGUCUCAUGGAGGUGCUGGCGUCCUUGCCAAGUUGUCCGAAGUGGAGCUUGGCAACGCUGGUGGUGGAGCUCUGUAUCGACAUGAACAAGGUGGAACCCACAGCCUUCUCCGCGUUGCUUGGGAUGUUGCCCAACUGCACCAGCUCCUCUCAGAAUGAUGUCUUCUGGCCUCAGCGCGAUGCCCUCGCGUGGCUGCUGCUCGGCUUCCCAACGUCGCCCGUGCCCAGUUUGGCACGGCUGGAGCGCCUGGAGCGCCUGGAGGCCAAGGAGACCAUGCGGCCCGAUGAAGAGGACCUUCGCUCCGCAGCGCUGGCCCUGGAAGCUUCCAAGCUGGAGGGCUGCAGGUCCGUGCCCGAGGAGCUAGUUCUGGCGGUGCAGUCGGUGCGUCGGAGCGCAAUGCAGGGGGUUGAGCCGCUGCGAGCCGCCCUGGCAUGGGUCCGUUGUGCGAGACUCUGGCAGAGAAGUGUCCUGGCCGAGGACGAGGUGCAAAGAAGUGUGCGCCGCCUGCUCAGACUUCACCAGGAUUCCUCAAUCCAAUUUCGUUGCCACAGGGUGCAAAGCUACUCGGAAGCUUGGCAGAAGGCGUUAGCUGCCUGGCCUCGGGCGAUCCAGUGCAAUCACCCGGGACUGCUUGUCUGGGACCUUCUUGUAACGGAGGUGGUCUUGCCCAGCGCCGUGUCCCUGCGUGCCAUGCAUGAAUCUUUGCAAAGCUUCGAAUGGGCUUUGCAUGGUGCGGAAGUCUUGUGGACAGCCAAUAACUUUGACCUCGCCGGAGGCGAUCUGCAAGGCUUUGCCCUGGGAGUCCCCUGCCUGAGGGAGAUCCUGCUCUUGCAAACCAGCCAUGGACCCAUCCUGGUAGAUGUCCGUCUGCUGCUGCUGGUUGAGCCAAGCCGUGCAAGUGCUCUGCGAGUUCUGGGAGAGCUGCUGAGCGGCAAGUUCGAGACGCCCCAGCGGCGGGCUCUGUGGGCACAGCUCAUCCGGCUUCUGCUUGCCGAUGCCGCGGGCGACCUGCAGGCAUUGCUCGAUGCACGUAAGGCUCUGAACGAGGCGGACUUUCUCGCAUAUGCUGGACAGCCAAUUCUGCAAAAACUGCAGGAGAUCUCUCGAAAGCAUCAGAAGAUGAGGGACCAGGAGCGCGAAGGACAAGAUCUUGCGGCCGACUUAGCUGAUCGGGCAGCUUUGGCAGCAAAGUUCUUGGAUCGCCUGGCCUCAGCUUCGGCCCUGUUCGAUGCUUGUUUGCCACCCAGGCCUCCUGGGGCUGGCAUGGCUCCGCAGGAGAGUGCCGGAUGUGAAGUCGAUCAGGGUGUGCCACCUUCCUUCGAUGGCACAUUGCUGGAGCGCUACCUGUUCGCCAAGGCCUCCCCGGCGGCCCCCGCCUUUGGCCUGGACGUCACGGAGCUGGCCCAGCACCGGCUGCAGGCUCUUCAACCGGCACAGGCUGUUUGA
Molecule: messenger RNA, 2319 nt
Organism: Symbiodinium pilosum
Lineage: Eukaryota; Dinophyceae; Suessiales; Symbiodiniaceae
Source: the annotation of a GenBank genome assembly